GUAUGUUCAUAAACAACUCUAGGCUCUUUGGUAACUUACUCAGCUCUUCACUUGCAUAAGAAGUCCAAAUAAAUAGCAAAUAUUUACUUUUUCUGUAUUUUGCUUAUUCUUUAAUAUCUAUUUUAAAAUUUUGCAUACAUUCUAAGGGCAACGAGUCAGCCCGCAUUGUAGUCAAUUCCCAUAGGUAUAUUUAAUUCUGAGAAAAGCAUUCAUGGUAUACUUCCAAGUAUAUUGCACAAUUAAUUGAUACAUACAUUUUCCAGCUUUCGCCCUAGUUGAAUGACAGCAGUGGGCGUAUUAACAUUAUAGUUUUGCUUGAGCACAAAAGAAUAUUACAUUGACUUACAAGGAUUAUUUUUUAAAUUUAUUAUACUACCAUGAAAAGUAUUUGAUGAAAGAUUUACAAACUGCACAUAAUGCGAAAUGUGCAAAAAUCCUAAAACUGGGGCUUUAACAGUGGCCGUUUGGAGUUCGUUAAAAUGUCCUCUGAUGCCGAUGUAAUGGAUCAAUAUAAUUAUAUACAUAUUGUCUUUUACAAGAUUUCAAUUUUUCUUGUGUGGAUACUCUUACUGUACGUGUACAUUACUCGAGAUAGGGAUACGUUUUUUUGGUGGGGCGAUGGUUCGGCUUCAGACAAGUACUUUAUUUGUCUCGGAAUAUCUUCCAUAAUUUGGGUGUUCACUACAGCACUGCUUUGGUUUGGAUGGUGGGAGGAACAUCUCGUCUCCAUCCAAGCAUGGUUGGGAAUAAAUAUCUCAUUUCUUGUAUUGGAAAUUAUUGGACUUUUGUUCACUGGAUUGAAAGGAUUUGGAGCUCUAGUCACACAUAUAAUUGCUUUCCUGAUGGUGUACAAUUAUGCCGAAAUGCUUAAUGAGAAGAAAGGUGGAGUUCCAAUGGAAAGAUUUGUGUAACUAAUUAAAUAGAUGAGUAAACUAUGUGUAUGUUUAUACGAAAAUAAAUUAAUCUUAUACAAUUUGUA
Messenger RNA from Folsomia candida, 979 nucleotides. RefSeq lists its product as uncharacterized. Bases 480 to 911 code for a protein of 143 amino acids. The record is from RefSeq and is a predicted model, not a curated record. The transcript has 4 exons. Lineage: Eukaryota; Metazoa; Arthropoda; Collembola; Entomobryomorpha; Isotomidae.